AUGAACGCACAAAUAGAAGAACUAGUGUCAAACUGCUCAACAUGUCAGUACUACGCAAAUACCAAUCAACGAGAGCCACUCCAUCCACACGAUAUUCCCAGUCGACCCUGGCAAAAAAUUGGCUCUGACCUUUUUGAUUGGAAUGGGAAACCACAUCUAAUAGUUGUUGAUUAUUACAGCCGGUAUCCCGAAGUAGCUGAACUUCGAGACACAAAAGCACAAACAGUUAUUAACAAGACAAAGUCCAUAUUCAGUCGUCAUGGAAUCCCAGAAACUGUAGUGUCCGACAAUGGCCCACAAUACUCGUCGGAAGAAUACAGACAGUUUGCAAAAGACUAUAACUUUUGUCACAACACCAUAAGUCCGAGAUAUCCACAGUCUGGUGGAUUACAUGAGAAGACAGUCCAAACAAUGAAGAAUAUUCUAAAGAAAUGCAAAGCUAACGGCGAAGAUCCAUACCUCGCGUUGUUAGAUUAUCGUAAUACCCCUAUUGACGGUGUAACUCCGGCGCAAGCACUAAUGAGCAGACGACUUCGUUCAACCAUUCCCACCUCUCAAAGAAAACUUAAUCCAAAGCUCAUCAACCGAACUACGUUUAAAGCAGCACGUCAACAACAGCAAGAACGGCAAAGAAAACACUAUGACCGCACAGCCAAGUCUUUGGCACCACUGGAAGAAGGAGAAAUUGUUCGAUUUCGUUAA
This is a messenger RNA of Xenia sp. Carnegie-2017, 702 nucleotides long. RefSeq lists its product as uncharacterized. Lineage: Eukaryota; Metazoa; Cnidaria; Anthozoa; Malacalcyonacea; Xeniidae. The transcript has a single exon. Gene Ontology annotation, biological process: DNA integration. Gene Ontology annotation, molecular function: nucleic acid binding. The record is from RefSeq and is a predicted model, not a curated record. Bases 1 to 702 code for a protein of 233 amino acids.